AUGGAUGUUCUGGACGAACCAAUGGUUUUAUCUGACGAGGAAGAAACAUCUCAAGAAACAGUAUCUCAGACCACCACGACAGCUACUGCUACCAUUGUUACUGAAGCUGUGGAAGUAAAGGCUCCUGAAACCAGACCAGUCGAAACAGCUCCGCAAGUAGUUGAAGAUACACCGAUCUUAAAGAUUGAAGAAGUUAUUAAGGUUAAGGCCCUGGAGGAGAAACCCGUUGAACCCAUUAAAGAAGAACCCAAGAAACCUGCUUACUCCGGUCUUCCUAUCGAUGAGUCUUCCAGAACCUGGAUGGAUGUUCCGGACGAGCCUAUAGUCUUAUCUGACGAAGAAGAUAAACUAGAAGAACGAGUGUCUCAGAUCACCUCAACAACUACGACAACCACUGUUGUUACUAGAGCAGUGGAAGUAAAGGUUCCCGAAACAAAAUCCGUCGAAGAAGUUACGCAAGUGGUUGAAGAGAAACCCAUCAAAACGGUCGAAGAGGUGCAGACACCUGAGACUCUGGUGGAAGCAACUGUGGAGGUGAAGACUGUUGAUGACAAACUCCUCGAACCAACACCCACUUCUUCAGCUGUGGUAGUUACUGAUAAAGUUGUAAAUAAACCAUCCAAAAAGUUAGAAGAAUUUAAGCAUGAAGCUACCACUGUGGAGGUUGAAAUAUCCGAAGUUAAACCCCCUGUGUCAAUCUCAAGUUGGGCUGAUAUUGUUUCCGAUACCAUUGAGCAAGAAAAGCCUUUGAAAGCAGAUAAAUUGAAAAAGAAAAAGACCAAAAAAGAAAAGGUUGAGGCGCUUCAGGAAGAUGAGCUACCUAUACGAAGCGAUACUCAUAAAAACGUUACCUUCAUUGAUGAGGAAAGAAAAGAUUCGACUUUGUCAUCAGUCCAAGUUGUGAGGAAACCGGUUCCAAAGGAAUUGGAUGUGCCUAAACCGACUGUGUUGCCAGGCUUUUCAUGGUCUGAUAUU
Molecule: messenger RNA, 975 nt
Organism: Rhagoletis pomonella (apple maggot)
Lineage: Eukaryota; Metazoa; Arthropoda; Insecta; Diptera; Tephritidae
Product: eukaryotic translation initiation factor 4 gamma-like
Exons: 1
Source: RefSeq, a predicted model, not a curated record